AUGCCGAGGAAUUUCGUGUUUCUUAUUUCCUUCGCAUAUACUCUCUCACGCCGCAGUAUAUAUUGUGCAGAGGUCGACGGUCGGUGUUCAAAAUUCGGAGGUGCUGAAAUACUGUUCGACUACCAUUCCACGGUUGACUUCGGCAUAAACCACGAGUUUAAAAGACUAUCUAUGGAGAAUCCAUGGCGCGGUAGAGGUCGGGCUCGUGGGCCAAGACCUCCUACUUAUCAUCAAAUACGACCACAAGAUCCAAGACUUCGACCAAAUCAACAACAAGUUGAUAAUAUGCCACCUCGAUUUGUUCGACGACCAGAAAUUAGACUACCAAGAGUUGAAGAGAUUGGACAAGUAGCAAAUGCAAAUAGAAUCAAUAAUUUGGAAAGAGGAUAUGCGCCAAUGAUAAAUAAUAAAGCUGCAGUUCAAGAUUGUCAACCUAUAGAAAAUCAGUAUUUUAGGUUGGCAAGACCAGCAUCUUCAACAACCGAAAGUGGAAAACAAGGGUCCAUAGGUAAACCUAUUGAGUUAAUAGCAAAUUAUUUUCCAAUAACAACUUACACAGACUGGAGUUUAUACCAGUAUAGAGUUGAUUUUAACCCAGAACAAGAAAGAAUAAACAUUAAAAGAGGGCUAUUGAGCGCACACAAAGAGUUUUUGGGGGCAUAUAUUUUUGAUGGAACAAUGUUGUUUAGUAGAAAAAAUUUUCAACGUGAUACUGUAGAGCUGACAUCAAAACGAAACACAGAUGGCCAAUUAGUAAUUAUGACUAUAAAAUUUACUGCAGUCGUUGAAAAGGGUGAUCAUACUUGUAUCCAAAUUUUUAAUAUAUUGAUGCGUAAAAGCCUUGGUAAUUUGAAAUUGACACUAGUUGGAAGAAAUUACUAUGACAAAGAAGCAAAAACUAAUCUUCCAAAUCAUAAACUUGAACUUUGGCCAGGUUAUGAUACUACAAUUGGAGUUUUUGAUUAUGGUCUAUUAUUGCGGUCGGAAAUCAAAACUAAAAUAAUGAGAGAAGACACCGUUCUAGAUUUGUUAAUAGAAUGCUCAAAAAAUAAAAGCAGAGACUCUGAUUGGAUGAUGACUUUUAAAUUAGCCGUUUUAGGAAGUAUAGUUCUAACUAGAUAUAAUAACAAGACAUAUCGAAUCGAUGAUAUUGAUGAGGAGUCAAGUACUCGAUCAACAUUUCUUAAAAAAGACGGAUCAAAGAUAUCAUUUAUAGACUAUUACAAAGAAAGAUAUGGAAUAACUAUUAGCAAUCAAAAACAACCAAUGUUGAUAUCAAAAAAGAAAAAAUCUUUUAAUUGCGUGGAAACAGAGUUGGUGUACUUAGUCCCUGAGUUAUGUACUUUGACUGGAAUAACUAAUAAAAUGCGUGAGAAUAGAUAUCUCAUGCAGGAUAUAGCACAGCAUACAAGAGUGGAUCCCAAUGGAAGAAUCGUCAUGUAUAAUAAUUUUAUUAAACGGGUUCUUACUACGCCCAAGUCUUCAGAUUUAUUAAAAGAGUGGAAUUUAACAUUGAGUAAUGCACUCGUUACAAUUCAUGGUCGUGUAUUGCCACAAGAAAAUCUUUACGGUGAUAAUCACAAAUAUCCAGCUGGUUAUAACAAUAAUUGGUCAUCAAAAUUACGUUCUUUACCCAUGUAUAAUAUGAUUAAAAUACCAUGUUGGGCUAUAGUAACUCCGUAUAUGUGGAGUUCUGAUGUUGGGCGAUUUGCGAAUAGUCUAGUUAAAAUAGCAAAUAACUUGGGUUUUCCAUUACAAAGACCGAGAAUAGUUGAAAUUGAGGAUAUACAUAUAAGAACGUAUUCAAUUCAUUUGGAUCGCACAAUACAUGAAUUAAAUCCAUCAUUUAUUUUAUGCGUCGUUGCAUCAUCUCGUAAUGAUCUUUACAAUAUGAUUAAAAGAAAGCUAUGUAUUACGAGAGCAGUUCCAUCUCAAGUUGUGCUGUUGAAAAAUGUACAAAACGAGAAAACUCGUAUGUCAGUUUGUACCAAAAUUGCCAUACAAAUUAAUUGUAAACUAGGAGGAGCGCCAUGGCGUGUUGUUAUCCCUGAACCGAAUAUGAUGAUAGUUGGUUUUGACGUUUUCCAUGAUACAAAAAGUGGAAAAAAAUCUUAUGGUGCAUUAAUAGCUACAAUGAAUGACAGUCACACUUCUUUUUUCAGCUGUGUUGAUAAACAUGAAAGUGGCCAGGAACUUUCAACACAUUUUGGAACUAGUAUACAUAAGGCUCUAACUAAAUAUAGAGAGAAAAAUAAUAAACUUCCUAAUACUAUUGUCAUAUACAGAGAUGGUGUGGGAGAUGGAAACUUAUCAUAUGUUCAUAAAGUUGAAGUCGACAUGGUAAAGAAAACUUGUAAAGAAUUGUACGGGGAUAAAAAAUUUGGUUUGGCCUUUAUUAUAGUUAAAAAACGUAUCGGUGCAAGAUUUUUUUUAAACACUAAAGAAGAAAGAGAACAUUAUCAAAAUCCACCAGUUGGAACAAUUGUUGAUAGUGGUAUCACUGACCCAACUAUGUAUGAUUUCUAUCUGGUGUCUCAGCAUGUAACCAUGGGUACAGUGACCCCAACUCACUAUAAUGUAAUUGUGGAUACUCUCAAUGAAACUGCUACUAAGCCAAUUACACCCAAUGUUAUGCAACAACUGACUUAUAAAUUAACUCACAUGUACUACAAUUGGACGGGCACUGUAAGAGUUCCUGCUCUAUGUCAACUGGCACACAAAUUAGCUUAUUUGGCUGGACAGUCACUUCAAAGUAAUCCAAAUUCUGGUUUGGAAGAUUCGCUGUACUUUUUAUAAGUUUUUUCACUGGCCACUAGAUAUAGACUUAAAUCUAACACAUAUCAAAUUUGAAUAUGUUUUAUUUUCACUUUUUACUUAUUUUAAAUAUAACUUUUUUUUAUAUGUAUUUAAUAACAUAUCACUUAAUAUUAUGUAAGUUUUAUUUAACUAAUGCGGUUUGCUUGAACCUUUUACAAUAAAUCUUUUCCUCAGUUUAAAUAAAUAAUUCUAUAUUAUGCAUAUUUAUUCUGUGAUAACAUUUUAAACCUGAUAUCAUUAAAAUACUUGAAAUGUCUACAUAGCUACUAACAUGUUAGAAGUGUUAGGUUCAUCCUCGAGUUGAUAUUGAAUUUAUAAUGUGUGGAGUGAAAUUGGAGAUAAUACACUACCUUGAAACACCAGAUUUUGCCAGUGACAUUUGUCAAGGAAGCGCAUAGUGCAAAUUAUAGACAAAUAAAUAUCAUAUUGAUUUUUCUGUU
Messenger RNA from Aphis gossypii (cotton aphid), 3257 nucleotides. RefSeq names its product piwi-like protein Siwi. The record is from RefSeq and is a predicted model, not a curated record. Gene Ontology annotation, cellular component: P granule. Gene Ontology annotation, molecular function: protein binding; piRNA binding. Gene Ontology annotation, biological process: regulatory ncRNA-mediated gene silencing. The coding region runs from base 1 to 2796 and encodes 931 amino acids. The transcript is spliced from 19 exons. NCBI's taxonomy places the organism in Eukaryota, Metazoa, Arthropoda, Insecta, Hemiptera, Aphididae.